AGAAUAGAAACUAACCAAUCGCGCGUCGAGGAGAGCCGCUGCCCGCCUGUGCGGACUGGGAUAUUAAAAGCACGCGGGCGGACGCGGCGUAGGCUCAUUUGGCGGAGACAAAGCGAACGUGGGGAGCGGAGGCUGUAAGGAUUUUCAUAGGUUAGUCUUGUGCCAGCUGUUAAACAUGAGUUCAUCCAGUCGAGUUUUCAUUGCGCGCCUGGGGCCACAUGUCAGGACCAAGGAUGUGGAGAAGUUUUUCAAGGGCUACGGAAAGAUCCGAGACAUUGACAUCAAAGCAGGGUUUGGGUUUGUGGAAUUUGAUGAUUGCAGAGAUGCAGAUGAUGCAGUCAGUGACCUGAAUGGCAGGGAGCUAAACAAUGAAAGAAUGACAGUGGAACACGCUCGUGCUCCCCGGGCUCGCGGAGACCGCAUGGACACGUUCGUGCGCCGGCCCUCGGGCCCUCCGCCCACCUACCGCCCUCGUGGAGGAGGCGGAGGAGGAGGAGGACCAUCGUCCAGCUCUGCCAGUAGUGGUGGCAGAUAUGGACCUCCAAGCAGGACCGAUCAUCGCCUGGUUGUCGAGAACCUGUCUUCUACUGUCAGUUGGCAGGAUUUGAAGGACUACAUGAGGCAGGCUGGCGAGGUCACCUUUGCUGAUGCUCACAGGAUUCAUCAAAAUGUUGGAGUGGUGGAAUUUGCUACAAGAAAUGACAUGAAGAAUGCUAUUGACAAGCUUAAUGGAAAGGAGAUUAAUGGAAGAAAAAUAAAGCUUGUUGAAGAAAACAAACGCAAGAGCUCUCGUAGCCGCUCCCGCUCGAGCAGAUCUUCCCGGUCUGAUAGCCGCUCCCGGUCGCGCUCCCGCAGCUCCUCGCGCUCCCGCAGUCCCCGACCAUCCCGUCGCUCCCCACCAACCCGGCGUUCCCGGAGCCCCCAACCGGCAAAGCGCUCUCGCAGCCCUCCGCCGAAGCGGGGGAGUGGCAGCAGAUCGCCCCCCGCCGCCGACCAAGCGAAUAAUAAGCCGAAAAGUUUGACUGUUCCGUCGCGUUCCCGCUCUGCUAGUAGUGGAGAAUAGUUUUUGAGUGUGUGGUUGUGAGCAGGGGGUUGCUUGUGUGUGGGUUAUGUACAUUUCGGGGUCUGUAUUCUGAGCACUAUGUUUAGGUUGUUGGAGUCGAUUCACACGAGACAAUUUCCUGAUAUCAAAACAUGCAGCAAAUGUCAGCGCCUCCUUAACAAUGAACCAUUUGAAAAUGUUUUCCUUAGAAGUAAGUAGGCCUGGUAUUCGGUCCAGUUUCAUAUUUAUAAAGUAAAAAUAUGAAUUGACAUUUUUAAAUAUCCCUCCAGACAAACUGAUGGGUAAAUAUUAACAUUGUUCAUUGCAAAGAGCUGUUAUUUGCUGCAUUAAAGGCGACAUUAACCUGGAAUUUUGUACAGAUUCUUGUUUUGGUAUAAUUUUCUUUUGUGAAUAUGCCAGUAGAUAUUUGACAUGUACGUCAGUGGAUGCGUUUGUGCAUCGCAUGCACAUAACUCCUUGAGUUAUUGCCGUCGCAUUUUUUAUUAACACAAUGUUAUUUGUGUAUAUUUUCAUUUAUGAAUAAAAGUGCAUGCGUCAACUGUAAAAAGUUAACCUUGCCUCUCUGGUCCUGUUAAUUAUUAAGUCUUGUAGUUUUAUAAUUUUGAUUUACAAAAUGUUAAUAAAGUCAAUUACAUUCCU
This is a messenger RNA of Lethenteron reissneri (Far Eastern brook lamprey), 1702 nucleotides long. RefSeq names its product serine and arginine rich splicing factor 5 (gene SRSF5). Lineage: Eukaryota; Metazoa; Chordata; Hyperoartia; Petromyzontiformes; Petromyzontidae. The record is from RefSeq and is a predicted model, not a curated record. Gene Ontology annotation, cellular component: cytoplasm; nucleus. Gene Ontology annotation, molecular function: mRNA binding.